Molecule: messenger RNA, 2806 nt
Organism: Oncorhynchus gorbuscha (pink salmon)
Lineage: Eukaryota; Metazoa; Chordata; Actinopteri; Salmoniformes; Salmonidae
Product: lens fiber major intrinsic protein-like
Exons: 4
Coding region: 687-1478 (263 amino acids)
Biological process (GO): transmembrane transport
Cellular component (GO): plasma membrane
Molecular function (GO): water channel activity
Source: RefSeq, a predicted model, not a curated record
CUCUGACAGAGAGGCUGAAUGUCUGCAGGACAUCCUUUUCUCUACUAACCACCAGCAGGGUUGGCAUACCAACACUCCGCUCCACACAGACAGGACGAGCAGGGUUACCAUAUAUACACACAGAGACCCACACUUCGCUCCACAAAGACACGACGAGCAGGGUUGGCAUAUAGACGCACAGAGACCCACACUCCGCUCCACACAGACAGGACGAGCAGGGUUGGCAUAUAGACGCACAGAGACCCACACUCCGCUCCACACAGACAGGACGAGCAGGGUUGGCAUAUAGACGCACAGAGACCCACACUCCGCUCCACACAGACAGGACGAGCAGGGUUGGCAUAUAGACGCACAGAGACCCACACUCCGCUCCACACAGACAGGACGCGGUUCUCUAUAACUGAACUGAAAACAGCUUACAGAAAACAACAUUGCAAAUCAUUGGAAGUCAGUAAAGUUAGUGACUCCUAGAGAGUUGCAUGUGGAACUGUUGUUUACGUGCGGAAGCAUCUUUAGGUUUAGGGGCCAAUUUUGCUUUGAAGUUUGCUCUCUUUUUUUUUUAUCUUACCUUGAAGGCAUCACUGAGAUAAGUCAUUAUUGAUACGGUGAUCAGAGCUAGCUCACUCUAAAGGAGAAUACACAUUUGGGGUAGCCAUUUGGGCUAGCCUCUUGACUUUUUGGCCACCAUGUGGGAGUUCCGGUCCAUGUCGUUCUGGCGGGCGGUGUUCGCUGAGUUCUAUGGCACCAUGUUCUUUGUGUUCUUUGGUCUGGGGGCGGCUCUGCGCUGGACCACCGGGUCCCACAACGUUCUCCACGUGGCUUUCUGCUUCGGCCUGGCCGCUGCCACCCUCAUCCAGUCCAUCGGUCACAUCAGUGGUGGACACAUCAACCCGGCUGUCACCUUUGCCUACUUGAUUGGCUCCCAGAUGUCCCUGUUCCGCGCUGUCUUCUACAUCGUGGCCCAGUGUCUGGGGGCGCUGGCUGGGGCCGCUGUGCUCUACUCGGUCACCCCCAACAACAUGAGGGGCAACCUGGCACUCAACAUGCUGCAGCCAGGUAUCAGCCUGGGCAUGGCCACAACCGUGGAGGUGUUCCUCACCCUGCAGCUGGUUGUCUGCAUCUUCGCUGUGACCGACGAGAGGCGUAACGGACGCCUGGGCUCUGCCGCCCUGGCCAUCGGCUUCUCUGUUCUCAUAGGACAUCUGUUGGGGAUGUACUAUACCGGUACUGGAAUGAACCCUGCCAGGUCCUUCGCCCCCGCUGUGCUGGUCAGAAAAUUUGUCAACCACUGGGUGUACUGGGUGGGUCCGAUGAUUGGCGGUGCUAUGGGAGCUAUUAUCUAUGAUUUCAUGCUGUUCCCCCGCAUGCGCAGUCUCUCUGAGAGGAUGGCCAUCCUGAAGGGUACCAGGCCCCCAGAGGCUGAGAGCCAGCAAGACGCCAGAGGAGAGCCCAUCGAGCUCAAGACUCAGGCCCUAUAAGCCUGGUGAAAAGGGUUGGCUUUCUGAACUCCAUAUUCCCCUAUUCUGUACACUAUUCCCCUAUUCUGUACAAAUGGCAUAUAUACACAAACCUCGUCCGAACCCUCAACCCUACCCAACACACAUACACACACAUUUCUCUUCCUCUCUAACCCACACACCCACAUAGUACACAAAGACCACCACGACAACUCCACCUUUCUCACCCUCCUCAUCCUUACUCUGCUGAUCCAGAAACAGUACAUGCUGAAUUACUGGGCAGCCAAAGCUCUAACCCUCCUCCGACCUGUGAACUAUGACCCCCUCCCCUCCUUGGACAGCAGGACAAAGAUGGAGGGUAAGAAGAGGACUUAGUGGCCACUGAAGAAAGCACCCUGUGCGGCCUGUUGUGUAGGGAGUGGGUCUGUCCUGGCUGACCAGGUGGCUGUAACUGCUCAGGACAGGGGCAUCUCUCUCUCUCUUCUUUUCUAUCUAUAUUUUGUAGUCUGCUAGGAGUGUAGCUACAGUAGAGCAGUGAACUUCAUGCUAUUUCUAUUUUUUAAUGAAACUUCUGGUACCUGAUGUGUAUGUUAUUAUUAUGCCCUUGAAGAAUUUCUAGGGAUUUUUUUUCAACUCUAGUUAUAUUUUCAAGUCAUGCGUUGUGUUGUUUGUGCGUGUUUUAGGAGACCAUUGUUAUUAUUAUAAUUUUUUUUCAUUAACAAUUCCUUUGUUCGUCAUCAUGCUGUUUUACAGUACGUAGUUUACCUUUAUUUAACUAGGCAAGUCACUUAUUUACAAUGACAACCUACGGGGGAACAGUGGGUUGACUGUUCAGUGACACAACAACAGAUUUGUACCUUGUUAGACUGCAGCCUAUUCUAAGGGAAAGAAGCAUCUUUUGUCCCCCUCUUCCUCAAUGAAAGUUCUGAUUCAUUACUAGCAACAUAUUUAGAGUGCUCCCCUUUUGUUCAAAACCCCUUCAAUUUUUAGCUGUCUUUUUAAAAAUUGUUCUGUCUAAUUGUAGACUGUCUCUUCUAGGGGAGCACAAACAGUCAGAUUUAUAUGAAAAUUAACACACACAAAAACUCAAUCUCCAUUUCUAUUUAAACACAUUAUCUUGAAAUUGUAUAUUAUUUUUCAUUUAGUAUUACAAAAUUCCACUUCUUUGACCUGAUGUCUCUCAACUUUGACUUUUUACAGCCAUGAUAAGUGCCUGAAGACAUAAAAGGGUUUCUACUGUAUGCAGUUCAGUACCAGUAUUAUCUGUGCCAGACUGUUAUGUUUUACUCUGUUUCUGGAAUGCUGGGGGUUUUUCAUUAAAGGUUUUGCUGUUACAGCGGUUUCAUGUA